CUGGAUUGCGAUGGCACCAUCCACCACAAGCAAACAGCCUCACUCUGGCAACCAUCCGGGUCCGGGGAAACAACAGCCUGAUCCUAAAAAAACUCAGCCUUUACCUAAUGGCGACGCAAACCAGGAUUUCAAUCUGUUUCUUGAUAAGUUCAAGACAACAGCCAAACUCACGAGCCAGCAAGCGCUCACAUUUCAAAACACUACGGUUGACGACGUCAAGAGCACCAUUGCAAGCAUCCAGCAGAAGCAAAUAUCGAGCGGCCGGCAACAAUGGAUCCGCAGGCUGGAGCCAUUUCUAUCGAGCAUGGAACAGUAUGGAAAGGUCAUCGAGGUCUUCUUGAAUGCGUCAGAGGCUCUGGCCUUUAUCUGGGGCCCAAUGAAGUUCAUACUACAGAUCGCUUCCAACUUUUCAGAGGCUCUGAGUUCACUGCUCGAUGCAUACUUUGAACUAGGAGAACUCAUUCCCCAAUUAUCAGCGUAUCGGGCCCAUUGCGUUUCUAAUGAGUACAUGAGAACAGUCUUGGCUUUGAUUUACAAAGACAUCCUUGAAUUCCACUCAUGCGCGAUGAAGCACUUUCGAAAACCGAUGUGGAAACAGAUGUUCCAGGCAGUUUGGAGAGGCUUCGCACUGAAAUUGGAGGAACUCAAAGAUAACAUGAGGCGUCAUCGACAUCUUGUGGAGUCACAGGCGUCGAUAGUACUAUUUGAGGAGACCCAAACGUUGCGAAGAUUGGCCGAGGAAAAGUUUCAAGGCCUCCAAAACGAGUAUCUCCGUCAGAGACUACCAGAGGUCAUGCGGUGGCUUUCUCCGUACAACUCAAAACUCCAGCAUGACAAGUGCACAAAGGAUAAGUUCCCCGGAUCGGGAGAGUGGUUGCUGGCGGAUCGCGGCUUCAAUAACUGGUUUGACCUUUUUUAUUGUUCUACUCCGUUGCUCUGGUUGAAUGGCAUCCCUGGAGCAGGUAAAACCGUCUUAGCCUCCACUAUUGUUGACGCAGUCCAAGGACUUGUCGACAAAGAUCAAGUCAGACUCGCCUACUUCUAUUGUAAGGGGACGAAUGAUACUCGAAACAAUUUUGUGGCCGUAGCCCGCGGCCUACUCAGUCAGCUAGUCAAAGGCGACGAGGAUCUUCUCCUUCAACUAUACGAAAAAGGAAACUUGCAGAGCGGUGAAGCGAUUCUACGAGACGUCUCAAUGGCGAAGGAGCUGCUCGAUGUUGCUUUGGACUCUGAUAAGACGACAUACAUCAUAAUCGACGGCAUAGACGAGUGCAGGCGUGAGGAGAGAAAGGAAAUUUGCUCCUGGUUUAGUGAGCGGGUAAAUAAGCUCGGUAAGGACGACCACGGUAACAUUCGAUGUCUCUUUGUGAGCCAAGAAGACGGGAUUGCGAAGAAGGAUUUGGUCAUGGUUCCAGCGAUCAAGAUCCUCCCUUCUCACGUCCACAAGGACAUUAGGCGAUAUGUUGACUCUUGGCGCGACAAGAUUGAAGAGAAGCACGGUCAGCUUGAUCCAGCUGUGCACCCAUUAACGGACAUUAUAAUGUCUUCUGCGAGAGGCAUGUUUUUAUUCGCCAAACUUGUGGUGCAGUGCUUGUAUGGAAUGCCUACUCGUGAGGAGCUGCUAGCGCAGAUUCAGCCAGACCAUUUCCCAGACGAGCUUGGAGAUUUGUAUGAUACGAUUCUUGGUCGAAUCGUGGGCGAAAAUGCCGGUGCACCAUCUAAAACAAUUCGCCGACUUCUCGGGCUUCUGGCGGUGGCAAAGAGGCCCCUUCGUUGGCACGAGAUCCAGGGAUACUUUGCCUUUGACUCUGAAGAAGAUGAGCAAGUAGAUCACGCAAUGCGAAAACUAAGGGUCGACCCGAAAGACCUGUGCUGGUCGCUGGUGGAACACCAGGAGGACGAUUCGGUAGAGCUUGUUCACCCAACGGCCAAAGCUCAUCUUAUUCGGACAAAGUAUUUGCAGCCAUCCAAAGUGGAAUGCGACUUGGCACAAACAUGCCUUCUCUUCUUGAGCACGGACGAAUGUGGUCGAGGCCAAGAUCCCUCUGCCAUCAAACAAUACUUAAUGAAGGGGCAUUACUCCUUUUUCGAAUACGCCGUUGCUUGUUGGUCUCUUCAUUUGCAAUCCGCUCUACCCGGCCUUAGCAGCGACGAAGAAAUCAGCCACCUGGGCGAGUGUCUUGAAUCGUUUCUGACGUUCCAUUGGUUAGACUCUCGGACGGAAUUGACGGUCUCAGCUACCAUUAUGGAAAAGAUCAAGAUAUUCCACGAGUCCGAUUUCUCUGUCAAACUCGCUCAGGCGAUUGUGUCGUCCCGGAAGCAACUCGGACCGGACGGUACCGGACCGUCGCUCAAAGAUCCACUGGACCUUGGACAGGUCACAAAUGACGUCAGGGAAGCGAUAGAGAACGCGGUUGCGGUGUCUGACGGUGACGAACUAGCACUUCUUCGCACUUACUAUGGCAAGAACUCGGACUGGUUCAAGUGUUCUCGAAUCAACUGCGUAAGAUUUUAUGCUGGGUUCGCCAGGGAUGCAGAACGAGCCCUGCAUGUCGAAAAACACGAGAGGCCAUACAGAUGCACCGACACGGGCUGCAGCAUGUAUACAUUUGGGUAUGGUACUGAGAAGGCUUUGCAGAAGCACCUGGUUGAGGUUCAUGGAGCAGAUCCGGGGAGCAACAGGAUGAUGGAAUUCCCUACUCCGCCAAAGGAGGAGCGAAGCACAACAAAAGGGCACAUUCCCUGCCCACACUGUCCCAAGUUGUUUACACGGCGGUCCACGCUUCGAAACCACAUGCGAACCCACGAAAACUCCAAGCCAUUUCGUUGCGGUACAUGCAACAAGACUUUUACACGCCAGUCAGAUUGUAAGAGACACGAGGCUAUUCACGCCGGCGACAAAAAGUACCUGUGCGCGGGGGAACUGGACGAUGGAACGCCGUGGGGUUGCAGCGCGGGCUUCACACGAGCCGACAAGCUGCAAGAUCAUUUAAGGAGCGCAACGGGAAGGGGGUGCAUUGCUGCCCGGAUGAUCGAAAUGGAAUCCAAGACUGGGCGAGAAGCUGAAGAGGUGAGGUUUCAGGAGCUUUUUAGUUCCGUGGUGGGAAUUGUUGAAGCGUGGCCUCAAGAAACACCUCCAAAGUUGUGAAUAGCUCCUGGUGAUACAAAGUACUGCUGCCCGGCAAAAUGAGCG
Messenger RNA from Ilyonectria robusta, 3193 nucleotides. RefSeq lists its product as uncharacterized. The record is from RefSeq and is a predicted model, not a curated record. Lineage: Eukaryota; Fungi; Ascomycota; Sordariomycetes; Hypocreales; Nectriaceae. The coding region runs from base 11 to 3148 and encodes 1045 amino acids. The transcript has 8 exons.